GAAACUUAGCCUUAGAUAUCAUCUUCGUCUGCUAGCCAGAACCAUUCCCAAGUUUUCACCACCAUCAAGACUAUCGUCCUUAUAUAUUUUGCUCGUAGCCACAAUUAACUCUACUGGAUAAUCAGCCAUGGCAGCAGCCGACGUGCAGCAACCACCAGCCCAGGAGGCAGCACCUGCGUUGCCGGACUACCUCACCAAUCCAGAUGCGGUUCUCGGCGACAAAGACGCAAAGUGGCGAUAUGGAAGGGCACCAGAUUACUCCAAGACACGAAAGAUAUUCGCAGAGACGAAGCAAAAGAGUCAUGAAGCCGGUUCUCUUCCCGAGCUUGUGCAAAACCUCGUCAAGAACUGGGAAGUCGAAGCAUCUUUCAAGCCUAACCUUGACGACUGGCGUACCGUCGACCAUGAGAACUACUCCUUCGCCAUCAACGGCUCUGAGCCCCAGGGCGCGGAGAACAGUGCUCAAGGUGGGCACAUACAACGCCAUCAUCGCGCCCAACGAAUAUUACGACCCCACCUACUCCGACUUCGCCUCGUCGCACAAGACGUUCAAACGCAUGAUGCCCACUUUCGCCUGGGAAGUCCUCGAAGUCUACAGCGGCCCGCCAACCGUCGCAUUCCGCUGGCGCCACUGGGGCGUCAUGAAAAACGACUACGUCGGCAUCAACAACAAGGGCGAGAAAGUGACGGCCAAGCGCACGGCGGACUCAUCGACAUCGAAGCGUGACUGUCGCGAGCGUCACGAUAAAGUACAGUUACAGGCUGUCAGGACGUGAUCGACCCGCUGGAUAUGUUCAGGCAGAUUGCGCCGGACGGCGUGGUGCGGAAGAGGAUGUGCCCAAGGGCGUGAGGCCGGAGGAUGUGGUUGAACAGGCGCAGGAGGGGGUGAAGGUCCCCGCGGAGCAGGAGUUGCCCGAUGCUACGGUGCAGAGUGAGAAGGAGGUGCAGGAGACGAUUAAGGAGAUUGAGAGGAAAGAGGACAAUGGUGAGGCGCUGGGUAUGCCGGUGGGACAUCCGGAGGUGCAGGAGGGGGCGGGAUGUCCCAUGGGAUUCCGCUGAGGGGAUACGAAGGGGGUUUGUUGUGAGUGAAGGAGGAAUGAUACCAUGUGAGAUGAGAUGAGUUCAUGUCUCAGCGACCGCAUUUUGGUGGUUCUAUUGUUUUCGUCUUGUAUGAGAUAUUAGAUAGUUCCUGUCUG
Molecule: messenger RNA, 1196 nt
Organism: Parastagonospora nodorum SN15
Lineage: Eukaryota; Fungi; Ascomycota; Dothideomycetes; Pleosporales; Phaeosphaeriaceae
Exons: 3
Coding region: 128-727 (199 amino acids)
Source: RefSeq, a predicted model, not a curated record